This is a messenger RNA of Miscanthus lutarioriparius, 2073 nucleotides long. The record is from the annotation of a GenBank genome assembly. Lineage: Eukaryota; Viridiplantae; Streptophyta; Magnoliopsida; Poales; Poaceae.
AUGCGGAAGCACCAAGCUGCCAUGCCACUGCGAGAGGGAGAGGACAGAGGAGUCACCGCAACGCGCCAGCGCCACCGUCUGAUGUCUCCUGCUCCCCGCUGCGCCUCUCGCUCCCUCCGUCUCCUACUAAUGCCUCCGCUACCAGCACCAGCGGCGGCGGCGGGGCGGGGUGAAGGCGCAGCGCCACCCGACGUCGUCGCAGGUGAGGCGGCUGUGCAAACAGGGCCGCCUGGACGCGCGCGGCGGCUGCUCCUCGACGCGCUCCCGCGCCCGCCGCCGCCGCUGCUCUACAACACGCUCCUCAUCGCCUACGUGGCCCGCGCCCUCCCGGAACACGCGCUGCGGCUCUACGCGCUCCUCAACCACGCCGCGCGCCCCGCGCCACGCUCCGACCACUACACCUACUCCUGCGCGCUCACCGCCUGUGCCCGCACCCGCCGCCUCCGCCUCGGGAAAUCCGUCCACGCGCACCUCCUCCGCGCGCGCGCGCGCUGGCUGGCCGACACCGCGGUGCUCCGCAACUCGCUCCUCAACCUCUACGCCUCCUGCGUGCGGUACCGAGGCGGCGGCGGCGUCGACGUCGUCCGCAGGCUGUUCGACGCGAUGCCCAAGCGGAACGCGGUUUCCUGGAACACACUGUUCGGUUGGUACGUCAAGACCGGACGUCCCCAGGAAGCUCUGGAGCUGUUCGCGCGUAUGCUGGAGGAUGGCAUCAAGUCCACGCCAGUCAGCUUCGUCAAUGUCUUCCCCGCGGCGGCCAAGGAAGAUCCCAGCUGGUCCUUGGUGCUCUACGGCCUCCUUGUGAAGCAUGGGAUGGAAUAUGUCAAUGAUCUCUUUGUUGUCAGCUCGGCCAUCGGGAUGUUCUCUGAACUCGGGGACGUGCAGUCAGCUUGGAGGGUGUUUGAGUACACUGCCAAGAAGAACACCGAGGUUUGGAACACGAUGAUCACUGGGUAUGUGCAGAAUGGGAAAUUUGCUGAAGCUAUGGAUCUCGUUAUCCGGUUAAUGGGGUCUAAAGAGGUUCCAAUGGAUGUCGUGACCUUCCUGUCAGCACUUACGGCUGCAUCACAGUCCCAGGAUGGCAGGUUGGGUCAGCAGCUGCAUGGCUACUUGAUCAAAGGAAUCCACGCCACUUUGCCAGUGAUACUUGGAGACCUUCAGAUUGGUAAACAAGCCCACGGUUAUCUCGUAAGGCAUGGCAUUGAGGAUGAGGGCUUGGAGAGCUAUCUGAUUGACAUAGAUGAAGUCACCUGGAAUGCCAUGAUAGCAGGGUACACACAGAGUGGGCAGCCUGAAAAAGCAAUCUUGGCAUUCCGGGCAAUGCUUGAGGCAAGUCUUGAACCUACUUCAGUGACACUUGCCUCGGUGCUCCCUGCAUGUGAUCCUCUAGGAGGAGGUUUAUGUGCAGGGAAGCAGAUCCAUUGUUUUGCUUUGCGCCGUUGUUUGGACACCAAUGUCUUCAGAGAACAUGUCUUUGCUGUUAUUACUGAAAAGAGCACUGUCUCCUAUACAACAAUGAUUUCUGGUCUUGGUCAGCAUGGUUUUGGCGAAAGAGCAUUGUCCCUUUUCUACUCAAUGCAAGAGAAGGGGCUAAAACCUGAUGGUGUGACCUUCUUGGCAGCAAUUUCAGCAUGUAAUUACUCUGGGCUGGUUGAUGAAGGGCUUGCUCUGUACAGGUCAAUGGAAACUUUUGGGGUUGCAGUAACUCCUCAGCACCGUUGCUGCAUUGUGGACAUGUUAGCUAAAGCCGGCAGAGUGGAGGAAGCUUAUGAAUUUGUGCAGGAGCUGGGGGAGGAGGGUAACUUCAUUUCUAUCUGGGGAUCACUGCUCGUGUCCUGCAAAGCACAGGACAAGCAGGAAUUGGUGAAUUUGGUGACAGAGAGAUUGCUUUGCUUUGAGAAGAAGUAUGGCCAUGCUGGUUACAACGUUUUGUUGUCACAUAUUUUUGCUGCUGAGGGCAACUGGAGUAGUGCUGAUAGCUUGAGGAAGGAGAUGAGGUUGAGAGGGUUGCGGAAGAUGGCAGGUUCUAGUUGGAUUAAAGUCCAGGAUGCAGCAUUACAAAGCUCCCCCUAA